Molecule: messenger RNA, 2520 nt
Organism: Patella vulgata (common limpet)
Lineage: Eukaryota; Metazoa; Mollusca; Gastropoda; Patellidae
Exons: 9
Coding region: 76-1701 (541 amino acids)
Source: RefSeq, a predicted model, not a curated record
GCCGGUAAAAGACACCCAUUAUUAAAGUUUAAACGUGACUUUUGGUCCAAAAUAAUUAUUUCACUCAACUGGGUGAUGGAUUUUUUAGACUUUCUGUUAGCGUUUGGAUUUCUUGCCCAAACAGUCCAAGGAUUCGAGGAUUCUCCAUGUGCGGAGUUAAAACGAAAAUCUAACAUAGAGAAAUGCCUGGAGUCUAUUGGACAGCAAGCUAAAGAUAGGUCACUCUUCUGGUUUGGUGAAGAAUACCCUUCACGAUGUGAUGAUGACUCGUUAUACAUAGCUGAUUGCUUUAAUCCCCGACCACGUGUUACAGAUAGCCUAAUAUCAAGGGUUUACAGUAAUGGUGUGUUUGAUGACGCUGCCUUGGAUAGAUUCAUAGAAGUUACAUAUUCACAGGAAUCGGGUUCCUAUUUCGCUUGUGAAAAUGAUUUUGAAACAACAGAAGACAGGGCAAUAACUCUGGACCCGCUAUCUAGUAAUGCUUACACACCAUGGCAGUUGCGUACUGCCCCUAUGUAUCGGUGGGAUUAUGAUGAAGGCGAUCUAUAUACUUUGAUAUUCUACGAUGUGGGCUAUAUGUUUAUUAAAUCUUUCAUCAUCAAUAUUCCUGGAUCAGAUGUUUCAAAUGGGGAAGUUAUUCUGUCUUAUGAAGGUCCAAUGAACCCGACAAGAAAUCGCAAUCCCUAUCUAUUCAUGUUAUUCAAACAGUCUGGAUAUUUAAGAAUAACCCCGGACUGGAGAAACAUUCUAUAUCAGAGGUCGUCAGCUUUUGAUCUUGCCGAAUUUGACAGACAGUUUAAUUUAACAGGACCUUUAGCUUUAAACUGGAUACAAGUAACUGGUGAUCCGUAUGCUGCUGAACGUAAAAAGACAACAGGUUAUAUGAACACGUGUCCAUAUUUCGUCAGUGAAGCUUUCAAAAGCCAUCAGUUAGAGUUCUUACCAGAAGCACAAGAAAGUGCACAUCAUGAUUUAAGUGUUUAUAUUAACGUGACCUUUACCUCUCCUGCUGUGACCUUCAACUCUUGUUGUUCAGUCUAUGAGUAUCCGGCAGCCACGUUUUCCCUCAAUCCACUUGGUAACGGGCAUAUACAAGCAGCGUAUAUGCGUAGUGAUGUUUCCCCCAUGGUAACCCUUUCUAUGGCAACAGCAUUUCCAAAUAUAAACAGGGAUUUUAAAGAUAAAUUAUUAACGUUAAUGGUGUUGGAUGGUGACGUACCAUUUCCACAGUUUGGGGAUAAAACAGAACCCUUUCUACAUUGGCUUGUAGUUAAUAUCUAUGACGGAAAUGUCACUAAGGGACAGACUGUGGCCCCUUAUGUUGGUCCCGCGCCGCCGGAUUCUAAACCACACACCUACCAUUAUCUUCUAUUUGAACAAGACUAUGUCCUCCAUCCGUCUGAGAUCGCCGCUUAUGCCAACAGAAACUGUAGUUAUUUGUUUAAAGGGAGGUGUCGAUACAAGUCCAAAACAGUUAUUCAGAAUCACAACCUACAGCUGAUUGGUGCCACCUGGCACGUGACUGCUAAUGACGAAUAUGUGCGUUACGUAUACACAAGUUUGGGAAUGCCAUGGUGUGACGUUUGUAAGAACGUGGAUGGUUUCGCCUCGCCGUGUACAACAGCCGAUUCCAUAAAUACUCUGCCGUCUUUAUUCAGUGUGGUUAUCGGGAUAUUCAUAUAUAUGAUUAUGGCAUCGUGAACAAUUCCUAAUGUCUUUUAUUUUUAAGACAAUUAGAAAAACAUUUCAAGAAAGAGUAUAAUAGACUUUUACCUCUAAUAAUUUCAAUCUGAUUACAAUACAGAUUCAUAUUUCGUUUCGUUUUUUUUAUACUUUGGAUGGCUUACACUAGUUGUACUAGAAGGUCGCAUCAGGGGUCGUACGAGCGACUUUUGACCCUAUGACGUCUGACGUUGACGUUUCUAGUGGUUUACCCACAGUUCCGUGCAUCGCACGUCAAGAACUCGCCGUAACAGACCGUUUCAUUGGCUAAUUCGUCACUUCGACCAGAACACCGGAAAUAUACCAACUCUUCCAGAUCCUAGUGUAGUAAGGACAAGUAAAACGAAAUUUUGAACUAUAAAAAAUGAAACUAAAUAGGAUCUGAGUUUUAAUCAGAUUGUAAUAAUGUCCAGUUCAAACCAAUGUUUGUUAAGUGGAAACCGUCAUAAAGGAUUAACAUUUGAGUUUUCGUAAACUCCAUUUAGUAGAACUAACAAAAUAAUAUUACCACUUUUUAUUGUAAUAUGGACAUAUUGGCAACUAUUUCCAGUUUCAUUUGUAAAUAAUUUCAUAAUUUAUUCCAUCUAACUUUGGUGUCUAAGAUGUAACUUUGCUUAACAGAGAAAGAUGAUCAGUCUUGUAAAUAUGUAAAUAUAUUUAAGUAGUUGAAAUAGAUUUUGUCAACUGAUUCGCUUAACAUCUUUGGCGUUUAUUUUUUAUGUUUGUCAGUAACCUCGUUUUGUUUGUAAAUUGUUAUUUUCCUACUGUAGUAUUUAAAUAAAAUUAGAUUUUAUUUUA